AUGGUCGCGCACAACAACCAGAUCCAGAAGAACCACUUCCGCAAGGAUUGGCAGAAGCGCGUCCGCGUGCACUUCGACCAGCCCGGUCGUAAGCACCGCAGACGUGAGAACCGUAUCACCAAGGCCGCUGCCGUCGCUCCCCGUCCCGUCGACAAGCUGCGUCCCGUUGUGCGCUGCCCCACCAACAAGUACAACCGCCGUGUUCGUGCUGGUCGUGGUUUCACCCUGGCUGAGCUCAAGGAGGCCGGCAUCCCCAAGAAGCUCGCUCCUACCGUUGGUAUCUCCGUCGACCACCGCCGUACCAACUACUCCAAGGAGUCCCUGGUUGCCAACGUUGCCCGUCUCCAGGACUACAAGGCCCGUCUGAUCCUCUUCCCCCGCAAGAGCGGUCAGUUCAAGAAGCUCGACUCCUCCGCUGAGGACGUCAAGGCCGUCAAGGCUUCCCUCGCUGAGGGCAAGACCGAGGGCUUCGCCACCCGCGUCGAGGCCACUUUCCCCAUCGACAACCUCUCCGCCGGCAACGCCGUCACUGAGGUCAAGCGUGACUCCAUGCCCAAGGUCGAGGGUUCCGUCUACCGCCAGCUGCGUGACGCCCGCGCCGAUGCCCGCAACCGUGGCCAGCGCGAGAAGCGUGUCAAGGCUAAGGCCGAUGAGGAGUCCGCUGCCAAGAAAUAA
Molecule: messenger RNA, 675 nt
Organism: Penicillium atrosanguineum
Lineage: Eukaryota; Fungi; Ascomycota; Eurotiomycetes; Eurotiales; Aspergillaceae
Product: 60S ribosomal protein eL13
Exons: 5
Coding region: 1-675 (224 amino acids)
Biological process (GO): translation
Cellular component (GO): ribosome; cytosolic large ribosomal subunit
Molecular function (GO): RNA binding; structural constituent of ribosome
Source: RefSeq, a predicted model, not a curated record